Molecule: messenger RNA, 1274 nt
Organism: Monomorium pharaonis (pharaoh ant)
Lineage: Eukaryota; Metazoa; Arthropoda; Insecta; Hymenoptera; Formicidae
Product: retinal homeobox protein Rx1
Exons: 4
Coding region: 228-1025 (265 amino acids)
Biological process (GO): regulation of transcription by RNA polymerase II
Molecular function (GO): RNA polymerase II transcription regulatory region sequence-specific DNA binding; DNA-binding transcription factor activity, RNA polymerase II-specific
Source: RefSeq, a predicted model, not a curated record
CCCCUCGUUACGCUCUCACCCCCUUGCGGCACGUAGUGAACGACUCACCUCGCAGUGCUCUCGCCAUGUUCGCGCCGAGCGAGCGGCUCGUUUUCCCGCAACAGUGAGGAUCCCAAGGAUCCCCGAGGAUCAUCGAGGAGGAUCGUUCUCUUCAUCCCCGCGAGCGAUCAACCCCGCGGAAGCGGUCGAGAAGGCGCCGCGGGAUCGAGCGCGCGCGGCCGCUCGCCAUGGCGGGUCCGUACCUGUCGCCCCUCGGGCCCCAGGCCGAUCUGCUCACCGAAUACAUGUUUGGCCGUCGUCGUCAGGUCAGUAGACGCAAUCGGACCACGUUCACGCCGCAACAGCUUCAGGAAUUGGAAUCUCUUUUCCAGAAAACGCAUUAUCCCGACGUUUUUCUCCGAGAGGAAGUCGCACUUCGGAUAUCACUCUCGGAAGCACGUGUUCAGGUAUGGUUUCAAAACAGACGGGCAAAGUGGAGAAAGCAAGCUCGGUUACAAUUGCUGCAGGACGCAUGGAGAAUGCGAUGCUUGGGUUUAGGGAGCGCCACGCCAUUGCUGCUCGGCCGACCACCCCCUGGCGGCCUCGAGAGGACCACCACCACCACCGACGCGUCCUCCACUUCACCGUCGUCCUCGUCAGCUCUCACAAGCUCGCCAAACGCAACAGAGAACAACAAGCUUCCCGAGAUUAGUGGCCCUGUGUCGGUCUGCAGAGAUUUUAGAAUCCUUCCUCCGCCGCCACCCGGAUACUCGGUACCUUGCGACAAAUCACCCGAUAGGAUCAAGUGCCGAUGCGGAACGCCGCCCAGGAUCUGCGCGAGUCCUGUGGACCAUAACGACAUCCUGGCGACGAGGGAGCGGCCGCAGGAGGCCGAGAUGGAUCUCACCCUGAAGGGCCACCAUCCCGCGUCAUCCACUAGGCAUUCCUUGUUCCAUCACUUACCCAGUAACCAUCAACAGCAGGACAUCGCGCAGAGCAUGGACGAGCCUUUGGACGUCACUCUCAACAGCGGCAAGAACAACUGAGAACCGGACGAGAGAAGACACCGAUUUGCUAUCGGUCAAUUUUACGACAACUCGCUAAGAUGUUUCACUUUUCAAAAUCUUUUGACUCUUAAAUGUACGGUGUAAUUGUAUUUGACAAGUAUAUACUGAAGGUAACGUGCAUCGUCAAACUCUGCAUCAGUUUCGAAAAUAGAGGCGAAGGUGAUAUUAUGACUUCUCACUUACAUUUUGUACAAAAAUUUUGUUAAUAAUCAAUAUUUUACAUUGAAA